Zingiber officinale is the source of this 771-nucleotide messenger RNA. Its product is annotated as protein kinase PINOID-like. The transcript is spliced from 3 exons. The record is from RefSeq and is a predicted model, not a curated record. Gene Ontology annotation, biological process: protein phosphorylation. NCBI's taxonomy places the organism in Eukaryota, Viridiplantae, Streptophyta, Magnoliopsida, Zingiberales, Zingiberaceae. The coding region runs from base 182 to 751 and encodes 189 amino acids. Gene Ontology annotation, cellular component: cytoplasm; plasma membrane; nucleus. Gene Ontology annotation, molecular function: protein serine/threonine kinase activity; ATP binding.
GGUGCGUUUGGUUCAAGUCAUCAUCUAUAACCUUGGUUAUGUGAUUACCAAGUAAUCACAUAACUAAGGUUAUAGGGAAUACAAUAUAACUUAUUUGGUGUUUGGUUCAAUUAAGAUUAUACAAUUACUUAGUUUUACAUUUACUAAUUUAUCCUUUAACUUUUUGAAUUAAUUUAAUUGAAUGAAAAUCUUUUUCCCCACUCUCUAUGCCGACUUCGAUGCUUCGCCGCACUACUCCUGCGUCGUGAUGGAAUACUGCAGCGGCGGAGACCUUCACACGCUCCGCCACCGCCAGCCCCGCCAACGCUUCUCCAUCGCCGCCACCAGGUUCUACGCGGCGGAGGUGCUGCUCGCCCUAGAGUAUCUUUACAUGCUCGGUAUCGUCUACCGCGAUCUGAAGCCGAAGAACAUCCUCAUCCGCUCCGACGCCCACAUCAUGCUCUCUGACUUCGACCUCUCCCUGGAGUCCCCUUGGCGCUUCGUCGCGGAGCCUGUCGAUGCUCGGUCGUGCUCCUUUGUGGGUACCCACGAGUACGUCGCGCCAGAGGUCGCCGCAGGCCAACCCCACGGCAGCGCCGUCGACUGGUGGGCCUACGGCAUCCUCCUCUACGGGCGCACUCCCUUCGCCGGGCCCACCAACCUGCAGACCCUCCACAACAUCGUCAAGCAGCCGCUAUCCUUCCCUACGGCCGACCCUUCCCCGCUGGUGCGCCAUCUCCACAAAGAACGAACGGGUACAGAGCUCGGAUGACAUCCCUUCUCAUCUCCUCU